AUGGCCUCUAAAGUGUAUUCGGAAGAACAGCUUAACUACUUCCGGGUUUGUUACAUAGCCACUGACAUACUACCCCCAGCUUUACGAUUACUGUUCAAGCAGGAAUGGGACAAUCGUUACAAGACAACAGUUGGUGAAUGGAACGACACGCCUCAAAAUGGCCUGGACUUUAAAAACGGUGAGUCUGCAGAUAAUCAAUCAAGAAAUGCCGAACAGUUACUCACAAUGGUAAAUGGAAACAGGGCGCAGUGGGAUUGUACUAUGCUAUUUUAUGCCAUCCUGCAUUCUGAUUCUAUCAGACCUCGACUGAGUAAACUGAUCAGAAAAAACGUUCAUAAACUCAGAGAGUUUCGAAAUAAAUUCUACGCUCACAGGACAGAAGGUCAGUUCUCAAAUGCAGACUUCAAAACCACCGUGGCAAAAGUGGAGAAAGCAUUCCGAGCUCUUGGCCUAUCUACUGUUGAAAUCCAAACAGUAAGUAAGCAGAAAAGUUUUCCAACCGAUGAGUUGCAAAAUGUGAAGACAAGUAAUCAGAAACUUACUCAAGACCUUGAGACGAAAGAGGCGGAACUUCAAGAGAACAAAGACAGGCUAAAAACUUCUGAAGAACAAAGCAAGGUGUUUGAAGAGCAACUACAGCGCGAAGUAGAGCCAUUUUGCGUCCUUCCACCCAAACCUCCCCAUGUGAUCGCAAAUCGCGAUUUCCACGUUGAGAACGUAACACAGAAGCUGUUAAACUUAAGGAAGGCUAACGAGAACGCUUUAAGUUAUUGUUAUAUUUCAGGCAAUCCUGGGAGUGGCAAAUCCCAGCUGGCUGGACUAGUUGGUGAGAAAUACUACAAAGAAGCCAGCAAAGACACAAAUGCUCCGUCAUUUGUAAUGACCUUAAGUGCUGAAAACCCAGAAGCGCUUUUAACAUCAUACCUGUCACUGGCAAGAAAAAUGCACUGCCCCGAGUUUACUAUGAAUACCACCGAAAACUCCAAGGAUCUAAAUGAUGAACGGAAAAUAGCCAUUAUCAAAGAUUUAAUUGCGACAAAAAUUCACCUUUACUCAUCUUGGCUCUUAGUGAUUGACAAUGUCACAAAUCUUCCUUGGAUAGGUCAGUUUCUUCCUGAGCGUGGAAAUGAGCAGUGGGGCAAAGGCCAGCUGCUAAUCACAACGCAAGAUUGUACCUGUAUGCCUCCAGAUAGUUCCUUCAUAAGCAAAGGCAUGGAGCCUGCUGAUGCUAUUUGCCUUCUAACCGAGCUCUCUGGAAUCACUGACAAUGACAUGGGAAAAAACGUAGCCCACGCAUUGGAUUACCAGCCACUUGCACUAGCCAGCGCAGGAGUGUACGUGAGAAAGGUGCGAAAUACCAAUCCAAACUUUGGCUGGGAGGGGUACUUAGAAAAACUAGAGAAAGGCAAACGUGAACUCACUGAAAAGGAACUUGUCAAUGUAAACAAUAUCUACCCAAACUCUAUGACUUUAGCGACCAAGAUAGCUCUUGAAACGGUAAUGGAUUCUGAUGAAAUAAUGAAGCACGCUUUUACUUUUCUUGCAUUUUGUGCACCAGAGCCACUGAGGUUAGACGUGUUAACCACUUACGUUGUAAGUGCUGAUGAAGAAUUGGAUGAAGAGGAAAUAGGCAUUCAGAUUCAAGGGUCCUCUUUGUUGCUAAUCGAAAAAGAGGAUGAUGUCAACAUUCGUUUGCACAAGGUGGUACACGAUAUUGUCAAGCGUUUAGUUAAAGACCAAAUGGAGGCUAAUGAACGUGCCCGCGUUGCUUGUGUCGCAAUAGGGUCAUGCAGUCAGUAUAUUCAUAAAGCAAUACCAGAGACCCUGCAAAGUCAGGAUUCCGUCGUUGGAAGCAAACACAUUGUUCCACACUUAAAAACUCUAGCUGAAGGAAUUACAAACAUUAUCUCUACUGAAGAGAAAUUCGGUCUCAUCAAAAACACUAUUCUAAAUAUAUACAAUCCUAUAUAUAACUUUGAGACGCUUGCUCAAGUUUGCUGGUUACAUAGCGAAUACGUGUCAGCAAUGAAUUUUUCCAGUGUAGCUUUAAAACUCAUUGAAGACAACACGAUAAGGACAGGGCCUGACCAUGUUGAGCGGUUCGUGCGUAUAUACCAUAUGAUGGGUCUCGUGCAUUGGCACUUGGGUGACUAUCAACAGGCCAAGGAGUAUUAUGAACGUACCCUGUCAAUACAACUGAAUAUGCUCGGACCCGACCAUGUUGACGUCGCGGUUACGUACUAUAACAUGGGCCUCCUACAUAGGGACUUGGGUGACCAUCAUCAGGCCAAGGAGUAUUAUGAACGUGCCUUGUCCAUACGACUGAAUAAGCUUGAAUCCGAUCAUGUUGACGUCGCGCGUACGUACCAUAGCAUGGGUAUCCUACAUAUGGGCUUAAGUGACCAUCGUCAGGCCAAGGAGUAUUAUGAUCGUGCCUUGUCCAUACUACUGAAUAAGCUUGGAUCCGAUCAUGUUGUCGUCGCGUGUACGUACCUUAACAUGGGUAUCCUACAUAGCGACUUGGGUGACCAUCAUCAGGCCAAGGAGUAUUAUGAACGUGCCUUGUCCAUACAACUGAAUAAGCUUGGAUCCGAUCAUGUUGUCGUCGUGCGUACGUACCAUAACAUGGGUAUACUACAUAGCGACUUGGGUGACCAUCAUCAGGCCAAGGAGUAUUAUGAACGUGCCUUGUCCAUACAGCUGAAUAAGCUUGGAUCCGAUCAUGUUGACGUCGCGCGUGCGUACCAUAACAUGGGUAUCCUACAUAUGGGCUUAAGUGACCAUCGUCAGGCCAAGGAGUACUAUGAACGUGCCUUGUCCAUACAACUGAAUAAGCUUGGACCCGACCAUGUUGACGUCGCGUUUACGUACCAUAACAUGGGAAUCCUACAUAGCGACUUGGGUGACCAUCAUCAGGCAAAGGAGUAUUAUGAACGUGCCUUGUGUAUACUACUGAAUAAGCUUGAACCUGAUCAUGCCAAGGUCACGGAAUUGUCCCGUUUAUUAGCUGGUGUGCAACGUGUUUUGGAUUCCCAGCAGCAGGCGCCUGAUCAUCAUGACCUUACACAGUUGAAUCAGCCGCAAGAGCGUGGACCGGAUCAAACUGAUUUCGAAUUUGCUAAUUGCAAGAGGCGUCGCUAA
Porites lobata is the source of this 3141-nucleotide messenger RNA. The record is from the annotation of a GenBank genome assembly. Lineage: Eukaryota; Metazoa; Cnidaria; Anthozoa; Scleractinia; Poritidae.